AUGAUUAUACGGAAUUUCGGCGUGCGGCACGGCCGCCAGGUGCUCUCUGCCCCUCACUCGGCACCAUCAUGUCUCCGACUCUUCUCUACCCAGACCACAACGACGACAACGACCGCCACCCCCGUGCCCGGAAACCAAGAAGCGGUCGAGCAGCUCGCCGCUCUGAGCGCCACGGAUGCCGCCCGCGAAGCCAGGCUCGCCGGCCGCCGACAGCAGCAGGAGAUUGCGGCCAUCCCGCGCAACUUCAGGAAGUUUAUCAAGUACCAAAAGGAAACGGAGAAGCUCGGGUCCGAGGUUGAGAGGCGGUAUCUCCCCGACGAGAUCAUCCGCAACCCGCCCCACGACGCCAGCUUGGAGGACCUGCUCGCGGCGCAGUGCCACAUGGGCCAUCAUGUCUCGAGGUGGAACCCGGCCAACUCGAGGUACAUUUAUGGUGAGAGGUCGGAUAUUCACAUCAUCAGCCUGGAGCAGACGGCGGCGCACUUGAGGAGGGCGGCGAGGGUGGUGGAGGAGGUGGCGUAUCAUGGAGGGUUGAUUCUGUUUGUGGGGAACAGGAAGGGGCAGAUGCCGAUUGUGACGAGGAUGGCGGAGCUGGCGGGGGCGUGUCACCUUUUUCAGAAGUGGACGCCGGGGGUGUAUGAGGGGUUUGAGGAGCAUUUGAGGGAUUGCAGGCCGGUGACGCCGGAUUUUGGUGGUUUGCGUGACCCGUUGGAGAAUUAUGCGUUGCUGAGGGAGUGUGCGCUGGCUACGGUGCCGACGGUGGGGGUGAUUGACACGGAUGCUGAUCCGAGCUGGGUUACGUAUCAGAUUCCGGCGAAUGACGAUAGUUUGCGGUCUGUGGCUCUUAUUGCGGGUGUUUUGGGGCGGGCUGGUGAGAGGGGGCAGCAGAGGAGGCUGGCGGAUGCUGAGAAGGGGGUUGUGAAGUGGCAGACGCCCAAGGAUGUGUUUAGUUUUAUCGGCAAGGUGAACGCCAAGAUCAGGAGGGAAGCCGAGGAAAAACAGGAGAAUAUGCAGAAGGAGACGGGAGGGCUGAAGCCGGCUGAUUUGAUGACGGAGGAUGAGGUUAUCGCUGAGAUGUUUGGUCAGGGGGCUGUUCCGUCCAAAUACUAG
Molecule: messenger RNA, 1110 nt
Organism: Podospora anserina S mat+
Lineage: Eukaryota; Fungi; Ascomycota; Sordariomycetes; Sordariales; Podosporaceae
Exons: 4
Coding region: 1-1110 (369 amino acids)
Biological process (GO): translation
Cellular component (GO): mitochondrial small ribosomal subunit; ribosome
Molecular function (GO): structural constituent of ribosome
Source: RefSeq, a predicted model, not a curated record